AUGUCGCUCUUCAACCCCCGUUGGUUGCGUAAUUUUAUCAGAAGACACACGAAUCAGAUCCCUGAGCAGCGGGCCCACGUGUGGAAACAGCGCCUUUCCAUAUUCUACAUGUUAACCGCGUGGAACGCCUUCGGCUUCGUCCUUUACCAGGUGUACCAAGGCAAUGCAGACUGGGCCCGCAAGUACAAAUCGGAGGAAGAAUUGUCCCUAUCCCCAGCACAACAAUGGGCUCGAACUUUAGGCAUUAAGGACGCAAAAGUGAUACAAGUCUCAGGCCUGCAAGUCACUAACUAUGACAUCCAUAACGAGUUUGAUGAAGCGUCUGAAGCGAUACAAGAAUAAAUAAUCACAUUUCUUAGUUAAUAAAAUACAAAAAGGAA
This is a messenger RNA of Tribolium castaneum (red flour beetle), 380 nucleotides long. RefSeq lists its product as uncharacterized. The transcript has 2 exons. NCBI's taxonomy places the organism in Eukaryota, Metazoa, Arthropoda, Insecta, Coleoptera, Tenebrionidae. Bases 1 to 342 code for a protein of 113 amino acids. The record is from RefSeq and is a predicted model, not a curated record.